ACCUUUGACCUCCUCUCUUUCUCUUUCUCUUUCUCUUUCUCUUUCUCUUGAGUUGAUGGUUGCCCACAAACACCAAACUCUCUCCCAACAACAAUCAACAAUUAACAACACCACCACCAUUUCCUCCUCUUCCUUCCUCUCUUUCAAAGCCUUCUCACUCAUUUUCUCUCUCUCUCCUCACAUUCCUCUUUUAUCUUUCUUUGCAAGUUAAUUAACCCCCCUUUUCUGCCUCAAAAACCCUAAAGUUUUGAUCUUUGCAAUCUUGACAUAGCCAUUGAUAUUUAAUGGAGUUGGAGGUGGAAGAUUUUGGAGCCGCAACCGGUGGGAUUAAUGGAUUGAAAUUAUUGGUUUUGUAAUGGGUAUGCUGAAUUUUGUUCUUCUAACUUGUCUGUCAUAUAAUCUCAAUGGCAUCCAAAUUGAGUGCAAGAAUUUCUCCGGAUAGGUUGAGGAAAGCCUCUGGCUCUCAAGCUCUUGAAGGUAGUACUCGUAGGCCUUCGCCUACACCACUAAGUAAUAAGCCAAGCAGAACAGAACCAGUUACCCCUAAUAGGUUACCGCCAUCUAUGCAAAGUUUUUCAUCAAAGCAAGUUGUGAGUGAUGUUGUAGAUGAGAAAAGGUCAUUACACCCUAAUCAAAAGGGGUCUAGCAAUGGUUUAGCUGAUAGGUUUGGUUCUAGUUUGUCUUUGGCUGAUGCUAAUCAAGUUCAAACAAACGGGACUAGAGGUUCAUUAGAAUGCGGUUUUGAGGAUGAGAAGAAGACAUCAGAGCAAGGAGUUGGAUCGUCUUCUACUAAAGUUAGCGAUGGCACGGGAAGUCUUGCAAAGAGUAGUGUGUACAGAGCUAGUACAAGCAGUGAUGUGAGUGAUGAAAGCACUUGUAGUAGUUUAAGUAGUAUCAACAAACCGCACAAAUCACAAGAUAUGAGAUGGGAAGCCAUACAGGCUGUCCGUGCACGAGAUGGAGCAUUGGGGUUAAACCACUUCAGGCUUCUGAAAAGGUUGGGAUGUGGGGAUAUUGGAAGUGUCUAUCUUUCGGAGUUAACUGGUACGAAAUGUUACUUUGCAAUGAAAGUUAUGGAUAAGGCGUCUCUUGCAAGCCGCAAGAAGCUGUUAAGGGCGCAGACAGAGAGGGAAAUCUUGCAGUCUUUGGAUCACCCCUUUCUGCCAACUCUUUAUACUCACUUUGAGACUGAGAAGUUUUCAUGUUUAGUUAUGGAGUUCUGUCCAGGAGGUGAUUUGCAUACGCUCCGGCAAAGACAACCUGGAAAGUAUUUUACUGAGCAAGCUGUAAAGUUUUACGUAGCAGAAGUCCUCCUAUCAAUGGAAUACCUUCAUAUGCUUGGGAUAAUUUACCGCGACCUAAAACCAGAAAAUGUCCUUGUGCGAGAUGAUGGUCAUAUUAUGCUUUCCGACUUUGACCUCUCACUUCGGUGUGCCGUGAGCCCAACACUAGUCAAGUCAGCGGCCGUUGAUAAUGAAGGCUUAAAGAAGAGUUCGGGUGGUUAUUGUGUUCAACCAGCCUGCAUCGAGCCCUCUUGUAUUCAGCCAUCCUGUGUAGCUCCCACUUCUUGCUUCACUCCCCGUCUCUUUUCAAGCAAAUCAAAAAAAGAAAAGAAGUCAAAACCGAAAAACGAACUAGGCAACCAAGUUAGCCCACUACCCGAGCUCGUUGCCGAACCCACAAGUGCCCGAUCUAUGUCGUUCGUGGGUACCCACGAGUAUUUAGCACCGGAAAUCAUCAAAGGUGAGGGACAUGGUAGCGCGGUUGAUUGGUGGACAUUCGGGAUAUUUCUGUACGAACUCUUGUUUGGGAAAACGCCAUUCAAAGGGUCCGGAAACCGGGCUACACUCUUCAACGUUGUAGGGCAGCCUUUGCGGUUCCCGGAGACGCCAGCUGUCAGUUUUCAGGCAAGGGAUCUAAUCAGAGGCUUGUUAGUGAAGGAACCACAACAUAGGUUGGCUUACAAGAGAGGUGCAACAGAGAUUAAGCAACAUCCUUUCUUUGAAGGUGUGAAUUGGGCUUUGAUCCGGUGUGCCAGCCCGCCGGAGAUCCCGAGGCCUGUGGAGUUUGAUAGAAUUCGCACUCCACCUGCGUCGUCGAGUGAGAAAGCGGCUGCUACGAGUGUCGGUAUGCCGGACCAGAAAGGGUCCGAUAAUUAUUUGGAAUUUGAUUUCUUUUAAAUUUAUUUAUUUUUAGCCCAUGCAUUGCUGUUUGUCUUUAAAAUUUGAGGGGAAGAUGUAGAGUUGGGAGAUAAACACCACAGAACACAGGUAUGAAUGAUGUCCAACAAUAUGAACUUUAGGGGUUGUGUUUAUUUUUUUCAUGUGGUUUAUAUAUUGAUCAUAUGUUUAUUUGA
Spinacia oleracea (spinach) is the source of this 2356-nucleotide messenger RNA. Its product is annotated as serine/threonine-protein kinase D6PKL2. The record is from RefSeq and is a predicted model, not a curated record. Gene Ontology annotation, biological process: protein phosphorylation. NCBI's taxonomy places the organism in Eukaryota, Viridiplantae, Streptophyta, Magnoliopsida, Caryophyllales, Amaranthaceae. Gene Ontology annotation, molecular function: ATP binding; protein kinase activity. The transcript has 3 exons. The coding region runs from base 405 to 2180 and encodes 591 amino acids.